This is a messenger RNA of Galeopterus variegatus (Sunda flying lemur), 3834 nucleotides long. It is a transcript of the gene MTTP, whose product is annotated as microsomal triglyceride transfer protein. Lineage: Eukaryota; Metazoa; Chordata; Mammalia; Dermoptera; Cynocephalidae. The transcript is spliced from 18 exons. Gene Ontology annotation, cellular component: Golgi apparatus; basolateral plasma membrane; endoplasmic reticulum. The coding region runs from base 23 to 2707 and encodes 894 amino acids. The record is from RefSeq and is a predicted model, not a curated record. Gene Ontology annotation, biological process: lipoprotein metabolic process; cholesterol homeostasis; lipid transport. Gene Ontology annotation, molecular function: lipid binding.
CAGUAGGGAGUAACUAUUCAAUAUGAUUCUUCUUGCUGUGCUUUUUCUCUGCUUCAUUUCCUCAUAUUCAGCUUCUGUAAAAGGUCACACAACUGGUCUCUCAUUAAAUAAUGACCGGCUGUAUAAGCUCACAUAUUCCACUGAAGUUUUUCUUGAUCGAGGCAAAGGAAAACUCCAAGACAGUGUGGGCUACCGAAUUUCAUCCAAUGUAGAUGUUGUGUUACUGUGGAGGAGUCCUGAUGGUGAUGAUGACCAACUGAUCCAAAUCACGAUAAAGGAUGUAAGUGUCGAAAAUGUGAAUCAGCAAAGAGGGGAGAAGAGCAUCUUCAAAGGAAAAAAUCCAUCUAAAAUCAUAGGAAAGGAAAACUUGGAAGCUCUGCAUAGACCUAUACUCCUUCAUCUUAUCCAUGGAAAGGUCAAAGGGUUCUACUCAUAUCAAAAUGAGCCAGUAGCCGUAGAAAAUCUCAAGAGAGGGCUGGCUAGCUUAUUUCAGAUGCAGUUAAGCUCCGGAACCACCAAUGAGGUAGAUAUUUCUGGGGACUGUAAAGUGACAUACCAGGCUCAUCAAGACAAAGUGAUCAAAAUUAAAGCUUUGGAUUCAUGCAAAAUAGCAAGGUCUGGAUUUACAACCCCAAAUCAGGUCUUGGGUGUCAGUUCGAAAGCCACAUCUGUCACUACCUAUAAGAUAGAAGACAGCUUUGUUAUAGCUGUGCUCGCAGAAGAGACACAUGCUUUUGGGCUGAAUUUCCUACAAACCAUUACAGGAAAAAUAGUAUCAAAGCAAAAAUUAGAGCUGAAGACAACAGAAGCAGGCUCAAGACUGAAACCUGGAAAGCAGGUUGCAGCCAUAAUUAAAGCAGUUGAUUCAAAGUACAUGGCCAUUCCCAUUGUGGGACAGGUCUUCCAGAGUGAGUGCAAAGGUUGCCCUUCUCUCCUGAAGCGCUGGCAGUCCAUAAGGAAACACCUGCAGCCUGACAACCUCUCCAAGGCUGAGGCUGUCACACACUUCCUGGCCUUCGUACAGCACCUCAGGACUGCGAAGAAAGAAGAGAUCCUUCAAAUACUGAAGACUGAAAACAAGGAAGUACUACCUCAGCUGGUGGAUGCUGUCACCUCUGCUCAGACCCCAGACUCACUAGAAGCCAUUUUGGACUUUUUGGAUUUCAAAAGUGACAGUAGCAUUAUCCUCCAGGAGAGGUUUCUCUAUGCCUGUGGAUUUGCUUCCCAUCCCAGUGAAGAACUCCUGAGAGCCCUCAUUAGUAAGUUCAAAGGGUCCUUUGGGAGCGAUGACAUCAGAGAAACUGUUAUGAUCAUCAUCGGGGCCCUCGUCAGGAAGUUCUGUCAGAACGAAGGCUGCAAACUCAAAGCAGUAGUUGAAGCCAAGAAGUUAAUCUUGGGAGGACUUGAAAAAGCAAAGAAAAAAGAGGACAUCAUAAUGUACCUGCUGGCUCUGAAGAAUGCCCUGCUUCCAGAAGGCAUCCCACUCCUUCUCAAGUAUGCUGAGGCAGGAGAAGGUCCUGUCAGCCACCUUGCUACCACUGCUCUCCAGAGAUAUGAUGUCCCUUUCAUUACUGAUGAGGUGAAGAAGACCUUGAACAGGAUAUACCACCAGAAUCGUAAAAUUCAUGAAAAGACUGUGCGCACUACUGCAGCUGCUGUCGUUUUAAGUAGCAAUCCAUCCUACAUGGAAGUAAAAAACAUCCUGCUCUCUAUUGGGGAGCUUCCCAAAGAAAUGAAUAAAUACAUGCUCGCCAUUGUUCAAGACAUCCUACGUUUUGAAAUGCCUGCAAGCAAAAUGGUCCGUCGUGUUCUGAAGGAAAUGGUCAUUCACAACUAUGACCGUUUCUCCAAGAGUGGAUCCUCUUCUGCCUAUACUGGCUACAUAGAACGUAGUCCCCAUUCGGCAUCUACUUACAGCCUUGACAUUCUUUAUUCUGGUUCUGGCAUUCUAAGGAGAAGUAACAUGAACAUCUUUCAGUACAUUAGGAAGUCUGAACUUCAUGGUAGCCAGGUGGUCAUUGAAGCCCAAGGACUGGAGGCUUUAAUUGCAGCCACUCCCGACGAAGGGGAGGAGAACCUUGACUCCUAUGCUGGUAUGUCAGCCAUCCUCUUUGAUGUUCAGCUCAGGCCUGUCACUUUUUUCAAUGGAUACAGUGAUUUGAUGUCCAAAGUGCUGUCAACAUCCAGUGACCCUGUCAGUGUGGUGAAAGGACUUAUUCUGCUAAUAGAUCAUUCUCAGGAGCUUCAGUUGCAAUCUGGACUAAAGUCAAAUAUUGAGGUCCAGGGUGGUUUAGCUAUUGAUAUUUCAGGUGCACUGGAGUUUAGUCUGUGGUAUCGUGAGUCUAAAACCCGAGUGAAAAACCGGGUGACUAUGGUAAUAAUUGGUGACAUCACAGUGGAUGCCUCUUUUGUGAAAGCUGGUCUGGAAACCAGUGCAGAAACAGAAGCAGGCCUGGAGUUUAUCUCCACAGUGCAGUUUUCUCAGUACCCUUUCUUAGUUUGCAUGCAGAUGGACAAAGACGAAGCUCCAUUUAGGCAAUUUGAGACAAAGUACGAAAGGUUGUCCACUGGCAGAGGUUAUGUCUCUCGGAAAAGAAAAGAAAGCCUACUGGCAGGAUGUGAAUUCCCGCUCCAUCAAGAAAACUCUGAGAUGUGCAAUGCGGUGUUUGCCCCUCAACUGGAGAGUACUUCCAGCGGAUGGUUUUGAAAUUGACCGGUGGUGUAUUCACUUGAAUUCAUCUCCACAAAAGGGAGACAAUGUGACAUGCCUAAGUACUUGCUCUCUGAGAGCACAGUGUUUACAUAUUUACCUGUAUUUUAUAUUUUUGUAAAAAGCUAUGAAAAACUACAGUUGAUUAAUCUUGGGCCUAUUCAGUGUACCAUAGAUAGUGUCACUGUGAGUUAUCAUGUGACGCUUUCAACAACAUUCUUACUUUUCUUGUACCUUUCUCAAAUCCCAUUUUGUACAGUGAGAGUAGUUCUGCUCUAAGAGGAAACUAGAGUUUGUUAAAAGCAAAGACAGAACUAAAAACAAAACCACAAACGCUCAGGAGAACCCAAUUUUGUUUCAACAAUUUCCAAACAAUGUAUAUGAAGCCCUUGAUAGAACCUUAAACAUGGCAAGAAAAUCAAACAUAUUACCUAAUCAGGGGGGAGAAAAAAGCCAUUUUUUUUCUUCAUUACUGGGGGGGAAGCAGGGAUGAAGGGACAAGACUUUUAAAAGACUUUUGUUAGCCAGCUUUAAUAAUUAAUAUUUAUGUCUUCUGUUAUUUUUAGUUUUAUUAAGCAUUAAGGUAGAAGGCACACAGAAUUAAAACAUACCAUUUCAUCUUUCUGCUGUCCAUGUAGUGAGGUCACUCAGAGGCCAUCCAGACCUCUACCUCCAGCCCUACAAAAAUAAUGGACUUAUCACAUAGGAAUCAGAAAAAAUAAUUUCCAUUUGAUUUUUCUUAGGGUGUGUCUUUUUGAUACUGCAGUGUGAUAUACUGGUUUUUAUAAAGAACAUCCUCAUGUAUUCAUUUUCUCUCUGCCUCAUUUAUUUUGUGCUGGAAGCUCCAGCUUGACUACAAUCUGCACAACAGCCAGAAUGGCUGAGAGAACAUUGCUUUAAGAAACUGAUGGAUUUGGAUUUCUAAAAUAUGAAAUUGAAAAAAGAAUGUCUUUAUUUGUAUGAAUUAAAAGACCCAUGUGAAACAUUUUCAAAUAUUAAUAAAACAGAUGUGUUUAUUGUGAUAAACCCACAACAAACGAUAGGUGCUUGUUCUUCUAUUAAACACACACACAUAAAAUUUUUAAGUUUAGCUAGCCCACUAUUGAUUGUAAAUUAAAAAUAAA